ACCCAACUCACACCUCUAACUCUACCAAAUCAUUUCCAGAAAUCGAAAUCACAAACAGCUCCAAGCCAAACCCAGAACGCGCCUACUUCCUUUCGCGAGGUUUUCACUAUAUUCUACGUCGAAAAAAAAAAAUUUAAAUUUUUAGGGUUUCGCGAGCUCGAAUUUUUUCACUCGAUCCAACUCUUUGAUUCAGCAUUCAGUCAUAUAAUUUGAAAACAACUACGGUAAUUCUACACAAUGCCUAGGUAUUAUUGUGACUACUGUGACACUUACUUGACGCAUGAUUCUCCAUCUGUGAGGAAGCAACAUAAUGCUGGUUACAAACAUAAGGCAAAUGUGCGAAGUUAUUAUCAGCAAUUUGAGGAGCAACAAACACAAAGUUUGAUUGAUCAGAGAAUCAAGGAGCAUCUUAGUGGCCAAGGUGCAUUUCAAAUUGGUGCUACUUAUGCGGCCUGGAGACCUGGUGUUAGGCCACCUAUUCUCCCUGCACCAUUGCCGAUUCCAGGUUCUGUUCCUCCUAAUGGUCCAAUGGCUCCAGGGAUUAGGCUACCCAUGUUGCCUAGACCUGCUGGCAUGCCAGUUUAUGGGACAGCUCCAGGUGCAACACCAUAUCUAGGACAACCAGGUGCUCCUGGUGCACCCGUGCAACCAAAUGGUCUGCCUGGGCCACCUCCUAUGACUGCCGCUACAUCAGUACCAGGAGCUCCACCUCCUGUUACCAAUGGUGCUCCUCCUACUGCAUCACAGCCUGGGUUCCAAAAUGCCCCUGCUGGUGGGAGCUUUGGUGGUGCAAGUACGCCUACAGGGCCAAGCUUCCCAUCUGGUGGAAAUGCUUCUUACCCUCCAUCUUCAGGUGCUGAUGGCUUUAAUUAUGCUCAAGCCCCUAACAGCAAUCGUUAGUUCUAUUGAAAUGGACAUAUCCAGUACGAGGUGCAUUUUAUCCAAGGCUGUAGAGGUCAAACUCCGUCGCAUGAUGUUCUGAAUUCCUGAUAAGAAGAUUACCCGUUAACUUUUAGGAUGCGGAAAGGAACUGGCAUUAUCUGCUGUAGUAUAGUUUUGUUCUAAACUAAUUUAAGGUGGCAUGCAAUAUAUGGAGUGGUUAGAACAAUAUGUUUUGGUUCUUUAUAUUGCUCUGCUUCAUAAUGAGUGACUGUUUAGAAAUUGCUUUCGGCCACGAAUUGCAGCUUGAACAUAAUAAUAUAAAGAUCAAAGUAAUCAAACCAACCUUUUUAAA
Molecule: messenger RNA, 1234 nt
Organism: Beta vulgaris subsp. vulgaris (sugar beet)
Lineage: Eukaryota; Viridiplantae; Streptophyta; Magnoliopsida; Caryophyllales; Amaranthaceae
Product: U1 small nuclear ribonucleoprotein C
Exons: 7
Coding region: 238-900 (220 amino acids)
Biological process (GO): mRNA splicing, via spliceosome; mRNA 5'-splice site recognition; spliceosomal snRNP assembly
Cellular component (GO): nucleus; U1 snRNP
Molecular function (GO): zinc ion binding; pre-mRNA 5'-splice site binding
Source: RefSeq, a predicted model, not a curated record